Rhodotorula graminis WP1 is the source of this 2270-nucleotide messenger RNA. RefSeq lists its product as uncharacterized. Lineage: Eukaryota; Fungi; Basidiomycota; Microbotryomycetes; Sporidiobolales; Sporidiobolaceae. Gene Ontology annotation, cellular component: anaphase-promoting complex. The record is from RefSeq and is a predicted model, not a curated record. Gene Ontology annotation, biological process: cell division. Bases 1 to 2238 code for a protein of 745 amino acids. The transcript has 8 exons. Gene Ontology annotation, molecular function: protein binding.
AUGGCCGCCCAACUGCCGCCCCGCCCGACGCUCCUUGCCUCGCCGCCGUCGCUGUCAACCCUGCGCACCGCGCUCCGCUCGGCGACGCGCGACUGCCUCGACCGCAACCUCCCGCACGCCGCAAAGUUCGCAGGCCAGCUCCUCGCCGCACUCCCUGCACCCACACCGCGAGCCCGCUCUCCCGUUCAACCCCCGCCGCGAGACGACCGCCCCGGACCGAGUCGCUCAACGCCCCACCCCGCCGACCACGACCUCGCCUCGCCCCACGUCCACUUCCGCACCUCGACCCCGGUCAAACCCGCAGACGGCUCCUCGGCCGGCGCGCACCCGGCGAGCGGCGCACCAGGCGGCGGCGGCGGCGGCAACGGCGCGGGCGCACCUCGUCCGAGCCUCUCGGGCUUGCUCCCCCUCGGCUCGUUCCGCAGCGCUCGAGGCGGUAGCGCGCGCGACAGCCUCGGCAGCGUCCUCUCGAUGGGCCCGGCCUCGUCGCCCGUCGUCGAGCGCAGCACCGCGUUCGACCGCCUCGACGACGACCUCGACGAGGACAUGCACCCGGUCGCCGGGCCCUCGUCGUCGUCGCGAGACGCCGCACCGGGCCCCGCCGAGGCGUGGCCAGACGCCAAUCACGCAGCGCGCCAAGAGUGGCUCGCGCGCGACGACGACGAGCAGGACCUGUACACGCUCGCGCUCGCCCACCUGCGCUCCCACGAGCUGCAGCGCACGGCCCACGUCCUGCGCAACUGCGCCGGCCCCAAGGCCAGGUGGCUGCGCUCCUACGCCAAGUACCUCGCGGGCGAGAAGCGGCUGCAAGAAGAAGCGGGCGAGCUCCUCGGCGUCAAGGACCGACCGCAACCCAACCCGUUCACGCAAGAGCUCCUCGAGGACAUGGCGAGUUGGGAGCCGGGCUUCCUCGAGAGCGACGGCUGGCUCCUGUACCUUCAAGCCCUCCUCCUCUUGUCCCUCAUGCCGACCGCCCCUGCGCCGACCGCCGCACGCCCUCUCGACGCACCGCCACCAGCGCUCGACUACCGCCUUGCCGCGCUCGAGACGCUCGUCAACUCGGUCCGCCUCGAGCCGUACAACUGGAGCGCGUGGCUCAAGAUCGCCGACUGUCUCGACGGCCCUGAAGAGCUCGAGGCCACCCUUCCCUUCCUCCCUCAGUGCUACCCUCUCCUCCUCUUCUACGUCCACGCCACCCUCGAGAUCCACGCCGCCGGCGACGCCUUGCACGACUGCCUCGACGAGCUCGAGGCCGUCUUUGGCGCCGACUGCUCCGUCAUCACGGGCCUGCGCGCACUCGUGUACUACCACAUCCGCGAGUUUGACGAUGCGACCGCCCUGUUCGCCACCUUGCGCAAGUCGGACCCGUACCGCCUCGACGACAUCGACGUCCUGAGCAACAUCCUGUACGUGUCGGACAAGCGGCCCGAGCUGGCGGCGCUCGCGCAGGAGUACACGCGCCUCGACCGCACGAGGCCCGAGGUGUGCUGCUUGAUCGGCAACUACUUCUCGCUGCGCCGCGACCACGAGAAGGCCAUCCUGUACUUCCGCCGCGCGCUCAAGCUCGACCGAGGGUACCUGUCGGCCUGGACGCUCAUGGGCCACGAGUACGUCGAGAUGAAGAACACGAACGCGGCCAUCGCGAGCUAUCGGCGGGCGGUCGACGUCAACCGCAAGGACUACCGGGCGUGGUACGGCCUCGGGCAGACGUACGAGCUCCUCGGCGAGCCGUUCUACGCCGUCAGCUACUAUCAGCGAGCGGCGGCGCUGCGGCCGUACGACGCGAGGAUGUGGAGCGCCCUCGCGAGCUGCUACGAGAAGCUCAAGCGCAUUCCCGACGCCAUCCGCGCCCACCAACGCGCCCUCCUCUCUUCCGAGCCCGGCGAUGGCUCGGACCUCGCGCUCCGCAUCGGCAAGCUCUACUCGGCGACGGGCCAAGGCGCACACGCCGCGGCGUACCACCGACGUGCGCUCGCUGAGGGCGUGCGCGGCGGCAUGGGCGCCAACGAGCUCGGGCGCGUGUACCUCUGGUUGGCCAAGUGGGAAAUGAGGAGGGCGCCGGGGCCGGCGGCUGCCGGUCGAGGCGGCGGCGGCGGCGGUAUCGGAGAGGAGGACAAGGGAGGGGACCUCGGCAAGGCCGAGGAGUACCUGCGGGUCGUCGAGGGCACGCAGGAGUACCGCGACGAGGCCAAAGCGCUCCUCAAAGACCUCGAGGUCCUCAUGCUCUCGCGCGAGUAGCCCGCAUGCAACGUCGAUGCACUCUGUCUCCU